Durusdinium trenchii is the source of this 2348-nucleotide messenger RNA. The record is from the annotation of a GenBank genome assembly. Lineage: Eukaryota; Dinophyceae; Suessiales; Symbiodiniaceae.
CUUGCAGUCACCAGUCAAAGUUUUGGAACCACUGACUGCACAUAUUUGGCUCGAUGCAGCUUUUGCCAGCGUGAAAGUUAUAUUCACUCUCUCACCAAGCGAGUUCCCGAAAGCCAUGUGGUUAUGGAUGGAGCGAUGCGAGUGGUCGCAUUGACUUGGUUGACACUGACACAUGGUCAAGUGACUGGGGAGCAGUGCAACUCUGUACCAAGAAGCUCAGCAACCACAGAAUGGUGUAAGCAGAGUUGCGCAAUGCUCUUGGCCUUUGUUCGCAUGCGAAUGCCGUACGAGACCAUGGACUUCAACGCUCUGCUUGGAGCAAACAAAAUGAACACAUGGGCAGUCUGCCCUUCAGCAUUUCGCAGUAUUGUCUUUGCAAGGUUGGCGCACGAAAUAAAGCAGCUGCAGCCGGACGACUUGCCUUCUGUUGAGCGAAGGAUUAGGGUGGCGGAACACGCAGCUCGGGAGUUUGUGACCAAGAACAUCACAGGCUAUUUGGAAGCUGGAACCAGUUUUGCGCCGUGGUUUCACCUGGGAACAGUCUUUGAGGUCAUCAAGGAGAACUUUUCUGCUGUAUUCUCAAGGCAGGAGCAGCUCCUGCCAACACCAAAACGAAAUGCUAUUGCGGAAGUACUCCAACGCUCCUUGGACUCUGAUGCGCCUACCAUGGGGCCAAUGCAGAUGCUGAGAGAGCAAGGAUGGCGCAGCGGGGAUUUUCAAGGUUCAGACAUUGCCAGCCUUGAACGUGCAGCACUCUUGCUAGCUGAAGCAGACUUUGUGCGAGUUUCGAAAGCAUAUGGAAUUCCUGGAUCUGGCGGUCUUAUGGGAGCUGCCAGAGACGAAAUGAAUCACUUGCUCAACCUUGGCCAGAAAUUUUUGCUGCAAUCAUAUUUGCACGCCAAGGCUGCAGCUCCGGCAGGUCUCACAGAUCUUUAUGGCCUCUUCACAGCAGUGUGGCAGACUGGAGUGCCAAUCUUCGAGAUUCUGGAUCGUUUGGACAGCCAAGUCUUGGAGUCCAUAUUCUUGCCAACCUCACAGACGCACAGUGAUGCGCCGUUUCUGGUGCAUGUUUUGCCAACACGGAAUGUGGAGUCCAACCACGUGCGUGCAUUCUUUGACCUGCAUUGUGACCAGACUUUCAAGGACUUGGUUGAAAAGCAUAAGAACCUGCGGCAGCCAUUGAUGGUUGUGGAGAUUGGCACGCAUUUGGGAGGUUGUGUGCUUUAUGCGCUCACGCAUUUGCCCAAAGAGACCCGUGCUCUUGCUAUCGAUGCCUAUGGCCCAGCUGUGGCAGCCUUGCGGCGCACAGCUGCGUCAAAUGGGCUUGCGGACAGGCUUACUGUUGUGGAACAGUUUGUUUGUCCAGAUGACAAACGCAGAUAUUCCCUGGAGCUGAAGGCCACAGGCCCUGCCAUGGUCCAGCCAGCCUGGACUGAGACUGCAGCAGAUGCAGCCUCUGAGAUGAGCGGACCUAAACCCGUCGAGUGCAGAAGCUUGGAUGCCAUUUUUAUGGAGUAUGGCAUUCUAGAGGUGGAUUUGAUGCGCAUUCAUGUACUUGGUCGUGAGUAUGAUGCCCUACGCUCUGGGGAGCGCUUCUUUGCAAAUGGAAAGGUUAAAGUUUUGGCAGGUUCUGUCAGCCAACAGAACACAAAGCCUGGAAAGAUGGCUGAAAUGCUUUUUCGUGCCCUGCUUUCACUCAGUGAAGUUCCUGAAUCUUUGGAGAAUUGCAGUUUUCUUGAAUGCAAAGACGGUGUGCGCCUUGAGGUCAUGGCUACUCUUUGCAUUUUCGCGAGUUUCGAGACGAAGAAGUGGUGCUGGUGUUGCAAAACCAAAUGAUUCUUCCAAAGAGUACACUGACCAUGACGGCACACUCUCCUGACUCUCCUGUUUGAGCCCACGAGAGUUGCACUGUGGAAAGACCAAGUGUGGAGGUCAGAAGUUCAUGGAGUAUGCUGAAAAGUGCUCACGGAGACCAAGAAUACGUCUGACAAUACGGACAGCAGUGUGAACCAUUCGAGCUGAAAGAGAAUGCACAAAAAACUGAACAGCAAGAAAUCAGUUUGGUGAAGAAGGAUACUCAUCCACCGACUCUAAGCUUUCGCAUCGGCUGCCUGAUUCAACCUGCUCAAAGAUUGGGUAUUGGACACUUUGGCUUGGACUUGGACCUAGGACGCUACUAGGGGCUCCUGGCUACUUGGACCAAGGAUUCACAGCUUUCAAGGAGCAAGUUUCCACUUUCUGUGCUCGUGAUGUGGAUUUGAAGAGCUGGUGGGGUAGCACACGGUUGCUUGAAGCUGGAAGCCAAUUGAUGGAGACUGCCACUGCUAAGAUUUUCAGAUCAGGAGUAC